This is a messenger RNA of Mercenaria mercenaria, 4866 nucleotides long. Its product is annotated as insulin-like growth factor-binding protein complex acid labile subunit. Lineage: Eukaryota; Metazoa; Mollusca; Bivalvia; Venerida; Veneridae. The transcript is spliced from 5 exons. The record is from RefSeq and is a predicted model, not a curated record. Gene Ontology annotation, molecular function: protein binding. The coding region runs from base 470 to 3460 and encodes 996 amino acids.
UGUGUUUAAAGUUGCUGCGGCUGACACUAGUUUGAUACGCUUUGGUGCUCGUCACAGCCGGAGAUAUUUAACCACUGGUGAGAAAAAAUGUAAAACUCAUCCAAAAAUCUGGUUUCGCUAUGUAACAGUUGGCGGCUGCUUUUUUUUCUCUCUCUGGUUUUCUAGUAGAGAGCUGUAUAUGUAACUGGUGGAUAAUUAAAACACUGUAACUUGGAAUUAACUAAGGAUACAGCACGUCUUGCAGAUUCGGGAUAAUUUCUUUCAUGAGAGUUUAAUAGAAAUUUGCUUGUAUAUUUACAAACUGGUGUGCUUUUUAUUUCAGCAAAAUUAAAAGCAAAUAGGCUGGGAGUGUUAUAGAGCUGAAAGAAAAUAAUUUAUUUUAUAUGAUUAUGGUUUAAUAUUUCGUGAUUGAAAAAUAUAAAUAAAGCGAAACAGUUAUGUAGCCAUUUUCGAAAUUAAGAUAGUAAAAAUGAGAAUGUGUGCGAAAUAUUUAGUGUUAAUUAUCGUGCUUCUGUUUAAUAUUGGAGUGAAUGGCGUGCGUUAUUACCGCCAUAGUGAGCCCGUGCGGCACGCGGGACACGGACCUAGAGGUGAAAUGGGCCAGGCCCAAAAUGACUGCCCAUUACAGUGCAGAUGUAUUGCCCUUAGUCAUCUCAGUUACAGGGAUAUGGCAGAACGAUGGUUAUCUAUGAGACGCAUGCACGGUGUACAAAAUACGUUUAAAGGAACGGAGGCCCCAGUAUGGAAGGAGGAGCCUGAAAAUCUCCAGGGCCGGGAUGUAGUGUGUAUGGGCCUCAACAAAGUUCCCAGACCACUACCUGACAGUGUAAAGAGACUCACACUUUUCGGUGAUAGCAGUAAUAUGAAUGGUAACAUGCACGCUCAGAUAACCUUUAUCCGUGAGAAUUCAUUUGACAACGGAGGAGGUGUGGGUCAGUUAACCAUUUCUGGAAAUAACAUCCAGAUUUUAUAUCCGUACAUUUUCCGGAACCUACCUGGUGUACAACAUCUCGCUUUACAGAAUAAUAACAUCAGUCAUAUCUCAGCCGCCUCCUUCUCAUCUCUUGAUCAAUUGAUAGAGUUACGUCUCUCAGACAACAUGAUACGAUUCUUAUCACCAAACGUGUUUAGCCAGCUUGUAAAUUUAGAAUAUCUUUUCCUCAACGGCAAUAAGUUGUCAGGAUUGCACGUUCUUGUGUUGAGAAGGCUUAAACAUCUUGAAUACCUCGAUCUGUCAAGGAAUAAUUUCAGAACAUUUUCUGAUUCUGUAUUCGACGGUGCUGUAAAUCUACAAGAGCUGUUAAUUAAUGAGAAUCAAAUUUGGUACAUCAGAUCGCGAUGGUUUGAGAAGCUGUCCAAACUGAGAAGACUUGAAAUUCGAGCUAACGUAAUAACACGUAUAGAUCCAAGUUCGUUUAACACUUUGACCAGCCUUGAAGACCUUUACCUGUCUGCAAAUAUAAUCAAUAUCAUUUCAAAUGAGGCAUUUAGAAACCUGUCAAAACUGAAAAAUUUAGACCUUGGAACAAAUGAUAUUAACAAACUGGAACCAGAGUGUUUUGCUGGCCUUGAUGCUUUGGAUAACCUUGACCUUAGCGUUAACAGGCUUUCGUUCAUAAACAAUAAAACAUUCACAUCUACCCCGUUACUGAGAGCACUGCACCUGUCAAAGAAUUCAAUUAAAGAUAUUGAAGAGGCAGCUUUGCAUCCUCUGGCAGCUCUUCAGGAAUUGGAUCUAUCGUAUAACAAACUGAAAGCCGUCGAGAGUAAAACGUUUACUGGUUUGAUGGAACUGAAAGAAGUAAAUCUAGAGCAUAACAUUAUAUCAGAAGUCAAAAACGAUGCUUUUAUUGUAGCACCAUUAAAUCAAUUGUCUAAAAUCACAUGGCUUAGUCUACAGUAUAACCGCAUCAAAUCACUUAACGCGUACUCACUGUAUGGUCUGCCACAUAUGAAAUUUCUAAAUAUUGGUCAUAACAAACUAAAGUCUAUCCACAAGAAAUCAUUUUAUGCUUUGAAUAGCUUACAAAAUCUUAUGCUGAACGACAACAGAAUUUCGUCACUGGAAGAUGGAUUAUUUACAAAUUUGAAACAUUUGUACUCACUCUCGUUAGAAAACAAUAAACUGUCCGUGAUUUCGGACAAUACAUUUGUUGGAUUAAGAAAUUUAGAUGAUCUCAAUCUAAAAUCGAAUGGACUUGAAACCAUAUCACCGAACGCUUUUCGACACUUAUCAGAACUGACGCACCUUCAUCUUAGCAAUAACCUUUUGUCAACCUUCACCUUUGCAGACUUGAUAUUGGUUAAGAAACUUGAAAGCGUAGAUCUUGGGAAUAAUCGUCUAUUUCAAUCGAAAUUUCCUGAACAGAGGACACACACAAUUAGAAAGCUUAUACUGUCUUACAACCAACUGCAAACGAUCACCUCAAAUAUCAUAAACAUUUUGGCGCCAAGUAGCAGUGCUUAUCUCGAUAACAAUCCGUGGUCAUGUGAUUGUAGGCUGGACUGGUUACCAAGAUAUAUCUCAGAAUACAGACUACGCCUAGGAAGAUCUAGUUAUGACACAGUCUGUAAGGCGCCGUCAUCACUCCAUGGAAUAAAGGUCACCGACGUUGCUAUCAAUAACUUCCGCUGCGAUAACAGUACUGUCUCAAAAACGUUGACUUGUCAGAAUCUACAGAUUCGGUACUCCAAGAAAGCUCAAGCAAGCGUAAUAAGGAAGAGUAAACGUGAGACAAGAAACUGGCAUGUAACGUUCCGAUCAGACGAUAACAGGAGUAAUAUGAGUCGUGUCUGUUAUGGGAUGCUCCUAUCAAACGAUUGGGUAUUGACGAGACGUGCCUGUUCACAGUCAUACAUACCUUAUAAUACUACAAAAGUUAUAGCAAAAGUAGGAAGAAAAGAGUCACGAGAAAUUGCACUAAAUAUCGACCAUGCAUCAGAUUCAAUGGCUGCUGACUUUGAUUUACGAUUAGUAAGGCUGGUUUCGAGCAAAAAGUCCGAGUCUGACCUUCUACCUUGUAUUCUUACACAUUCACAAUAUCAUCAGUUAUCUCUCGCAAUACCGGAAGCGGUAUUCACAACGAGGCGAUAUGUAAACGAGACUAGAAAAUGGCGACUUCUUGCGAAAAGAGGAAAAAUGGUUAAGAAAUGUGAUAAUAACGGAGACAUUUGCUUAAACAUUAAGUCAUCAUCCGAUUUAAACCUGCAGGGUUCACCUUUGUCUAUUCGUUAUCAAGGGGUCUGGUAUUUAGCAGGGUUAGGAACAACAGCAAAUUCAACUGAGGUCAAAUUCCCAAGGUUUACACCGCUUUGGACAGUGAAAGAGUGGAUAGCAACAACUAUACACGAAGUUGACACUAAAUGUCGCUUCCAUACAAAACAUAAAAAGACAAACGUUUUGUGCGAGAAUUUAAAUCUGAAAGGAGUCGUGAAAACUGAUCAAGUUCUGUCUGUUUAAGUGAGUUUAAUGGCAUUCACUUAAACUAUUAUUCAGAAAGAAAGCUGAAUAAGCUCACCCAUCAGUAACUAUGGAAAAAUUGACAAGACAAGAUUGUAAUGCAAAUUAUUACAAGACGUUUUAUUUACUGCAUAUUGCCGACUCUAUAAUGGUAGGAUUCUGUCACAGAUAUGUGAUGGCAUAUUUAAAAUAAAACAUAAACAUAUUUGAUAUAAGUAUGAGUACAAUUGUAUACAUCAUAUGUAUUUUGAAGCCUGGUAAUGUUACUGGGUAACUAACUCUCUUGUGUAAACAACAUACAUAUACAUCUAUAUUAUAAAAUUUUCCCGACCUCCUUACAAGAGGUGUUACACCCUCCCUUACGUACCUUAAAGAGGUAGAACAGCAUUUUGAGAUUCUACCAAAAUGAUGUUUACAGAGAGGUAGUUAUAUUCCUCGGUCUGUUCCUACGUCCAGAUAAUUUGUACUCUGUAUUUAGACCAAAAUGUACCAGAUGCCACCGUUUUAUACCUAUUUUCCUAAAACUUCCAAGAGGAGACUCCCUGACACCCUUGCAGGAGGUGGAUACCCCUCCUGGACGGACCUACCUUACGAGCUUGAACUACAAUGGGUGUUCUACCACAAUGAUGUCUGCAGUGCCUCAGUUAAAACCCAAAGUGCAGCAGAUGCCACCAUUUAUAAGAUUCCCAUUGACCCAAAUUUGCUGACAAAUAAAUAUCUUUUUAAUUUUUUUUAUUACUAUUGUUAACCUAAACCACAAACAUAUUCCUUGUUAUGGUGUAUAUUGUAUCGAAAUUGUUUAUGAAAUUUUGAUUGAUCUAUUCAAUACAAUUUGGGUAACAUCAUAUAAUUUGUAAUGCAGAAUUUAAACUAUUUAACUAUUCAAAUCCAGUAGGACGUACAUGCGGACUAUACAUAACCAAUCGAAAGGAACAACAAGGCUAACAAAAUAGUUACAAACUGGUAAAUUGGAAGCUAACUAUGAAAGGUUACACUGCAAUAUAAAUUUAAAAAAAAAUAAUACCUCCCAAUUCAAAAUCAUAUCGAAUUAAGUCAUUAAUUGUCAAUGGCAUUUCUUGUGAAUUAAACCUUUCUGUCAAAUUAGAAAUGCCUGGGCCAAAUACAAUGUUAAGUUUGAAAUGUAUUUGGAGCAAAAUUAUGUUUUUGUACCCUGAUUUUAACACACAGAGCAUUUGUGUGUCGGCAAGAUGUAUAUAUUUUUUUCUCAAGUGAAACAGAUUAUCCGUCGUUAUUUCUCUAGAAAGAACUUUGUAUAUAAUAUGCAUGUUCAACAGAAAGUGUUUUAUGUAUAUAAGUUUAUGUUGAAAACAAUUUUUGAUUUGUAUAUGACGCAUAUCUUGUACAUAUUAGAUAAGAUAUGAAUAAAUAUAUAAGUUUUGAGUUUA